Kluyveromyces marxianus DMKU3-1042 is the source of this 4119-nucleotide messenger RNA. RefSeq names its product AP-1 complex accessory protein LAA1 (gene LAA1). Lineage: Eukaryota; Fungi; Ascomycota; Saccharomycetes; Saccharomycetales; Saccharomycetaceae. The record is from RefSeq and is a predicted model, not a curated record. Gene Ontology annotation, cellular component: endocytic vesicle; Golgi apparatus; membrane. The transcript has a single exon. Gene Ontology annotation, biological process: retrograde transport, endosome to Golgi; intracellular protein localization; endocytosis. Bases 1 to 4119 code for a protein of 1372 amino acids.
AUGACCGAGGUAUAUGUUUCUUUGUUCGAGAAUUUAGAUUCUUCGGAGAAUAAGAGAGAGUCUUUAAUUAGCUGGACUACGGAUUCUUUAUCAUCUAAGGCGGGAAAUGCCUCGUUUAUUGUCGAUGAUGUGGUGAAGUUUAUGAAAAAGUUGGUUGUUUCAGAAGGAACUGAUAUUGAACAGUAUGAAUCGAAAGUCUUGGCGUACCAAUUGUCUCAUGUUAUAACAUUAUGUUUAAAAGAGUUAUACACUGAAGAGCCUAGUAAGGUGUAUGAUAUUUCAACUUUAGCAGCAAACAUUUUGGCUGAACGAUUUGAGGAAGUUGUAGAUGACCCAUCGCUGAAGAAGAAAUUCAAAAAGCAUAAGAGCACUCAUGUAUAUUCCGUCGUGAAGGAUUAUGCACUAACAUUACUUUGCAGUCUUUAUGAGAACUUUUCUCAUGAUUUAAAAUCAUUAAGCCCUUUGGUGCUUUCUGUGCUUUUCAAAGAUCUUAAGAAAUGUCUAGAUAAAUCAAAAUACUUCAAUUCAAAUUAUAUAAUCUCAUUAAUGAGAUUAUUUCAAGCUAUAAGUUCUUUAAGUUCCGAAAUUGUUGUUGAAACUCAAUACGUUCAAAAAUUCAUGAAGUUGUCAAAGGAAGUAAUUUCUGAUGUGAAAGAAGGGAAAUACGAUUAUCCUGUUGACUUUAUUACAGCUAUAAUUGAAUCUUUUCCUUGUUAUUUUUGUGGUUCUCAAUUCCUCUCUGUUCACAAAAGUGAUAUUUUGAAAACACUAUAUUACAAGUUGUCUGAGUAUAUUAAUUAUAGUUGCGGAGUUUCACCAUUGAGGAUACCAUUGGCGAAAACUUUGGCUGAAAUAUUACAUUUUUAUGUGAAGUCUGACGUUAUUAAAAUGGAAAAUGUUCUUGAGUUUUAUGGAAAUAUAAUUAGUGAAAUGAAUGAUAGGGUUGCUGUUGUAGCUGUUAUUCAUUCUGUUCAUCAGUUUCUUUGUGUUAAUUUGUGUGAUGAGACUGACUUUAAUUUUUCUGUUGAAACAGAGUUGUUAGGUGGUGAUGGUUAUCUCGUCUUUUUGGAUUCUUUUUUCCCUCAUUUGAAGUUCAAUAGAGAAGUCAGGGAUCAUGAUUAUAUUGAAGCCUGUAAUAUCAUGCAUAAACAGGUAUUACCAUUUUUAUCUGAUGGUGCUAGAGGUGAGAUAAUUAGGAAAGUGUUGAAUAAUACCAGUUAUUACUUUUCUCCUGAAAGAGUUGAUAGAACGUUGUUAUACAUGGACUUUAUUUCCUUGUUGUUAGAAGAUAGUCCAUCUAGUGUAAGGACAGAUGAUGAUUUAAUUUCGAAAAUUAUUUCAGAGUUUACUGUUUUGUGUUCAUCUAAGUUGUUGCCAUUAAGAAUAAAAGCAGUAGAAUGCUUGAAACGAUUUAUUAUGAAUAUUCCAUAUAUUAUUAGAAAGAUGGUUGAAGAUAUUAUUGACAAGUUGUCUGUUCAAUUCGAGUUAGAGAAAGGAUUCAAUUUUGCAGAAAAUCAUGGUUUGGCACUACUUCUUGCUUCCAUUAUAGUUCCUGAAGAUGAAGGUUUCAUAUCACCAGAUUUAAUUAUUAAAGUCACCGGUUUUGCUAUUGGUACUUUAAAAAGUAAUUCACUGUCUACCAAACCUUUACUUUAUGAAAAGGAACUUUUAUGUUGGAUUUUGCUUACUGGGUGUUUAUGUUAUCAAGAUUCGGAAUACACGAAGAUACACUCUUCUCAGUUGUUUAUAUUUUGGAGAAAUAUAUUGACACACACUGCUGUUUUUCAUAAUGAUGAAGAACUAUUGAAAAACAUAGAGAUUAGGAAUCAUUCUUUGUCUUGUAUGAUAUCAUUUUUGCGCUCUAAUGAAUUGAAUGAAGAUGUUGCCAAACAGAUAUUUUAUUUGAUGUCGAAGUGUAUGAAUUUUAAGCAUUCCUUAGUGUUCGAGAAUAAGUUAUUAUCUGAGAGUGUGUCUCGAUAUGAACAUCGUAUCUACCAAGUGUUUUUAUUAAUUUGUCCUCUAGUGCACAAAGAUGUUAGCACAUCUGCUCUUCUACCAGCUAUUAGAAAUUUUAGCAAUCCUGUUUCUGCUGGAAAGAAUGUUGAUUUGAAUUUAUUUGAAAAAAAUAUUAUAAAAUCUGGCGGCAUUGAUGUUUCAAAAGACAGUAUUUUGACAGUUUUAUGUGAUAAAAAUAGUGGGGAUAUUGGUCUUUCAACUCUUGUCGUUCCUUGUGUUUCGUGUUCUAUGUGUUCUUUGUCAUUGUUCGAAGAAUUAUGUCUAAAAGCUAUUCCAAGGUCAAGAAGUUUUGACUACUCGCAUAUUAUUUUGGAUAUUGGUGCUCCACCUCCUUUAAAUGUGGCUUUAGUUGAUGUUUCUUUGGAGUUAUUCUCACUUUGCUUUCCAUAUACUAAUACUUCUGUUCAGAGGUCUUUGUUGGAGACAUUGAAUUCUAAUUUAUUGACUAAUAAACAUAUACCUUCAAGGCGUGCAAUUAUUAAAGCAAAUAUACUUUUCAGUCUCCAUUUGACAUUGAAUGAAAUUCAGAAAGCGGCGUUGGCAUUGGACCCUAAAAUAGCUGAAUUAUUAAUGAUUAUUAUGGAGGAAUGUUCGUUUGCCGAUGACGACCAUCUUUAUGAUAUAAAAAGUCGAAUUGCAUCUUUCAUAUGUGCUGCAGUUAAACGUUCUGGUAAUCAGGAAUUUGGUGUUGAUACGGUUAAUAUUCUUAUUAAUCGAAUAGUGGAGAAGGAAGAACCUAUUUUACGUGGAAUGAACUUUAAUAUGGUAUGUGAAAUAUUUAAAGAUGAUCCUACUUCAGGAAAUCUUAAUGUGAUUAUGGAUAUUGUUGAACAGUUCCUUAAAGAUAAACACCCGGUUAUCCAUACCUCUGGUUUAAAUAGUUUAAUCAUACUUUUAAUGAGAAGGUAUUAUAAUGAUAAAUUAAAAAUUGGUAAAGUGAUGGAUAUUUUAUUUAAUAUGGUAUUCUCGAAUGAUUAUGAACCAGGUAGUGUAUCUGGAUUUGGUAACAGUUAUAACAGUGAGUUUAAUAUGCUGCUUGGUGUUGGAAACGCUUUGAAAGCGCUGACUGAAGUUAUUGGACCAGAUCUUCGGAAUAUUAGGGUAAAAUUUAAAGCAGUGCUGUCAUCACUUAAUAUGUGUCCGUGUUCUGAUGUUCAGGCAGUUUCAUUAAAGAUAAGUGAAUUAGUAUCCAUGUUCAAGAUGGAAACAUUAUUUAACUUUAAAAUGUCGAUGUUGAUUGUGAGGUCGUUAAUUUUGUCAUUUUUGAAGAGAGGUAUGCCUAGGUCAGGUUUUAAGGUUUCGGUGGAAUAUUUAUUGGAAAUGGGCAAUUAUGAAGAUGUCGUUUUAAAUCGUUUAGUUUUCACUUCGUUUUUGGUUUUUCCAAAGUAUAGAAGCCUAAGAAAAUACAUAUAUGGAUGGCUCAAGCAUGAGAAUAGAUUAAACGUUUUAUUAAAGAUACCUGAUAUGAGUCCUUAUGCAUUGCAAUUUUUAUUGGAGGUGUAUCGUGAUUUAAUAGGUAAAGAUGAAGAUUUGAGUUCAAUAUUAAAAAUAUGCUAUACAGCGUCUGUCUCAAAUAUUCCUUCUUUACAAGUAAGUGGAUUAGAAUUGGUGAAAAAGAUUUUGGAUGUGUAUGAAGAUGUUGUGGAUCCUGAAGAUGAAUCGUCAUAUUUAUUGGAGCAAUAUACAGCGUUGAUUACAGGAGUUGUUAAUCCGUUGUUUAGUAGACCAAGUUAUCCAGAAGUUAUAUGUUGUGCCUUUGAUAUUUGUGCCGUGUCGUUAUCAAAUAGAGUAGUAAGUUAUUUGGUGGAUGGUUUACUAGAAGUUGCUGAAAAUAAACCUAUCCUUAAAAUUGGAGCUUCAGAAUUCCCUUUAAAUAAAAAACAACUCCAGGUGAAGCUUAGUAUAUUAAGAGCAUGGGCAAAUACCAAGGGCGAUUUUGUUAAAGAGUACCUCAAUGUGCUAGUACCAUUGUGGAUCAUAACAAUCCGUGAACAUUACUCUCCAGAGAUAGUCGAUUCCCUCUGUGCACAAGAUCCAUCAAUCAUCAAUAACUUUGACCUAGAAGGGUUUGUGUUUGUGAUGUUCGGAGAGAUACUGCCUUGA